CACGCCUGGCUGCCUCGUGGAAGGAAAGCUUUUUUACCGGGAAGACGUCUUGAGGAUGGUGCAACCCAAUCGAUUGCCAACCAUUGGCACCGUCGAUCAUGCCCCGGGCUCGCCAAUCAGCUGGCGGCAAGGUAUAUGAUCACAGCAAUGGAAAGCUAAUUAGCACACUCAGUUUGAGAAAUAUUCAACGAGUAGAGUCCGAGGAGCUGGACCCAUGGUUGAAGAUCAUGCCUGAGACCUCAUGCAUGUCAGUCGUUGGGCUUGCGCGAGAUUUUAGGACAGAUGGACUUAAAACCUGCCUGACCGUGGACCCCUCACCGGAACACCUGCAGUGCUUAUUGCAGGCGUGACCAGGACACUACCUCCUAGAAGUAAUGCCCACAGAAAGCGGAAGCUGUUCAACUGCUCGCCAAGCAAAACAAAAGCGCAAAUCUCAUAGCCUUUCCAUACGAAGAACUAACAGCUCAGAACAAGAGAGGACUGGACUACCAAGAGAGAUGUUAGAAGGACAGGAUUCCAAACUGCCUUCCUCAGUUCGCAGCACAUUGUUGGAACUGUUUGGUCAGAUAGAAAGAGAAUUUGAAAACCUUUACAUCGAAAACUUAGAAUUGCGCAGAGAAAUUGAUACUCUUAAUGAACGCUUAGCUGGUGAAGGACAAGCCAUUGAUGGGGCAGAAUUGAGUAAGGGCCAGCUCAAAACAAAAGCCAGUCACAGUACCAGUCAGCUUUCUCAGAAGCUAAAGACCACCUACAAAGCUUCCACCAGCAAGAUUGUCUCCAGCUUUAAGACUACCACAUCAAGGGCCAUCUGCCAGCUUGUGAAGGAGUAUAUUGGCCACAGGGAUGGCAUCUGGGAUGUCAGUGUUGCAAGGACACAGCCUGUGGUUCUUGGGACAGCGUCUGCUGAUCACACGGCCUUGCUGUGGAGCAUAGAGACGGGCAGAUGUCUUGUCAAAUAUGCCGGUCAUAUGGGCUCAGUAAAUUCUAUAAAAUUUCAUCCCUCAGAGCAGUUGGCUCUUACUGCUUCUGGAGAUCAGACUGCUCAUAUUUGGAGAUACGUGGUACAGCUUCCAACACCUCAGCCUGUUGCUGACACUAGCCAGCAAAUUUCUGGUGAAGAUGAAAUAGAGUGUUCUGAUAAAGAUGAGCCUGACAUUGAUGGAGAUGUGUCCAGUGACUGCCCUACUGUCCGUGUUCCGUUGACGUCUCUCAAAAGCCAUCAGGGUGUGGUUAUUGCUGCUGACUGGCUGGUUGGUGGGAAGCAAGUGGUGACAGCCUCAUGGGACAGAACUGCCAACCUGUAUGAUGUGGAGACAUCUGAACUUGUUCAUUCUCUCACAGGGCAUGACCAGGAGUUAACACACUGUUGCACUCACCCCACCCAGCGGCUCGUGGUGACCUCUUCCCGUGACACAACUUUCCGUCUUUGGGAUUUCAGGGACCCUUCCAUCCACUCCGUGAAUGUUUUCCAAGGACACACGGAUACUGUGACCUCUGCUGUGUUCACUGUGGGAGACAACGUUGUUUCAGGCAGCGAUGACCGCACAGUAAAAGUCUGGGAUUUAAAAAAUAUGAGAUCUCCAAUUGCGACAAUUCGUACAGACUCUGCCAUUAAUAGGAUCAAUGUAUGUGUUGGCCAAAAAAUCAUAGCCCUCCCCCACGACAACCGGCAGGUGCGAUUGUUCGAUAUGUCGGGAGUGCGACUGGCACGGCUCCCCCGGAGCAGCCGGCAGGGUCACAGACGAAUGGUGUGCUGCUCAGCGUGGAGUGAAGACCACCCCAUGUGCAAUCUGUUCACGUGUGGCUUCGAUAGGCAAGCUAUUGGUUGGAACAUCAAUAUUCCUGCAUUGUUACAAGAAAAAUAAGUCACUGGUGUUCCUUAGUUUGAAGUUUGCCAUGGACCUUUGAUUCAUGCAGGCUCUUCUGCAUAUUGAUCAGCCAUUAUAGUGAGAAUUUGGCCCUGGGAAGGGUGCCUUGUAUAUGUUCUUUUUACAUUGUGCCCAGCUUGCAUGAAACGUACAGAGAGAUGUGUGAUUCUGUUUUUUGUUUUUGUCCUGUGUAUAUUGGCAUCCUCUGGUCAGUAGAAGUGAAGCUCACCUCCCAUGUAGCAUACAAAAUGCUCUGAGUUGUUGACAUUGACAAAUGAGCAGUAGGGCAUUACAUUACAUUAUAUGAAUUAAAUGUGAACUGUGUACCUGUCGUGAGGCAUAAACAGUCUGUUCCAUUGUCUGGAGUAACUAUCCAUACCUACCGUGUCCUGGGAAGACUGCAGAGUUUAUUUGCGUUGGCUAUCGAGAGGCAGACUGACUGAUAAAGAUUUCACGUUUGGUUUGUGUGAAGUUAUAGCAUGUGCUCUUGUGUAAUUCAUUUCAACUCUUAACUUCUGCUCCAGUUCUGUAAAUGUAACCUGGAUUUACAACAUUUGUGCAGAGUUUCUUUUGAGAAAAAAACAUUUCUCUUCUUUUAUUAUACAAAAUGAUUUCAGUCUCCCAAGGUCUCAUACAAGCAAAAUUUAAAAUAUGAUUCUCAUCACUGAUUUUAGACAUUAAAAAAAAUUCAAAGCACUUUAAUUUAUAGCUGUGGUUCUAAACAGGUUUCAGAAGUUUCAAAUGACUUAUCCAUUGAAUGUGACUUGACCUUUAUACAAAGGCCUGCUACCUGAAGACAGAAUCUUAUUUAUUUUCUACACCUUGAAUUUGCAUAUUUCUAAAUGAGUUCACUUCUUUGGUGGUAUUUGAGAGCCAAGGAUGCAAAUAAAUGAGCACUACCUCAAAAUAAAUAUUGGGAAAACUUUGGAGUCUCACUGUUGUCUAGAUAAGCGCUUGGAUUUAAAGCUGGAAUACUGGAUUCAAGGUAGAAGGCAAGAAAGACAAUCAUACCAAACAUGUCCUGAAGGUGAAAGGCUCUCUAGACAGGCUGGAGAAGUGAUGGCCAUGGUGGGUAGUUCAUAGGCAACAAGAAGCAUUUGUCUAGAACAGCUUGGAUACCUCUCAGUGCCAGUCCUACUACUGCACAAGUGAGCCUUUUGUUCUUGCCUUCUAGAAACCACUGUUCAUCUGAUAUUUGAAAGUUUGUGUUUCUUACAGAGUUACAGUUUUGAUAAAGAGACAUCUCAGUUACUGCCCCUCGCAUUUUAAUCCUUUUCAUACAGCCCUUUGGAGACUGACCUCUUGGGGAGAAGAGGAAACGUAGUAUGCUGUUACAGUUACCCUCCCUCUCCUACCUCCUUCAGGGCCCUGUUUUUUCUUUGGGUGGCACAGGAGGGCACCUGAACUAGUAAGUGGUAGGAAGUUUGGUGUAAGAUGUAUGUGUUGUGCAUAGAGCAUUUGGGUGUCCUGUGGUGGUACUUUCUAGGAGUGAGAACUUGGUUAUUGGCACCUUUGACUUGGGCACCAAAGGAGCUGAUAUUAGGAACUUCACAUCUGACUCAUUUAGAAUGAUUCUUUGAGGAAUUUUGUUUUUUCAACUAAAAAAAAUUGUAUUUUUAGUCUGACCCUUCUAAUCACAAGUCUCACCAUGGUGUAUUUGUGAACCGAGUCAGACUGGUCACUGUAAUUGAUUAUUGUACUUUUUAAGGACCUAGCUCUGACUGUUUUGAAUGUAUUUUGCUUGAUGGUGGAGGAUGCUGAUCCCAGUGGUCUGCUUUACUUACAGCCACCAGAAUUUCUCUCUCCUCCAUCCCAGUAUACUUACAUACUCACAGAGUUGCUCAUGAUGAUGACAAACUGUGUUCUUAUGUUCCUUGUAUCUUAAUCUGAAAGUAAACAUAAGAACCAGAUCUCUACCAGACACAGUUUUGGAACUUAAAAAAAAAUUAUAUUCGUGACCAUUUAGUUCUAUGCAGACUAUGACCUUCACUGCCAAUAGCUGCUUAUUUUCUUUGGCUAACUGGAGGGACCAGCCUCUGACACAGAAGUGAGGCUCUUCACUCAUUUCCAGAAGACCCUAAUGGUGCUCAACCAGAGUGCUCAGGAGCAGGAUGUGACUUACUGUUAACCGCUGUGUCAUCUGUUCCCAUCCCUUCGCUGCUGUGGUCAGUGUUAUUUUCAAGGUUUUAUGACUGUCACAGGCUUGUGCUCAUGAGUGUGUGCAGGCUGUGUGCAUGUGGCUAAGGGUAGGUCAUGCUGUCAGCCACAUGUGAUCUCAAUAGAAAUAGUGUUUGGAGAUAGGAACACUAUCGUGUGCUCGAGUGUCCAGAAUUUCAUUUAAUAACGGAGGGGAAAUGCGUGGUUAUUAAAUGUGCAUUGAUACAAAAUUUCCCAAGAGAUUUCUUGUUGGACAGAAUUAACACUCUUGUUCCCCCCUUAUUGCUGCGUACCAGUUUCUGUAGAGUCAGAAAAGCUCUGUACAUAUUUGGGAACCUGAAGACUAUGUAAAUCAUUUGUUACUUAAAUCUGUGAAAAAAAGUUUUGCUUUUUUUUUUUUGAGGGAAAAGUGCAUUUAUAAAUGUUCUGUGGAAUCAGUUAUCUUUCCUGUAUUGAUGUAAUUGUUUUUAAAUGUUCAGUGUCUUCAUUGAAAUAUGAAGUUCAUUAAAAUAUUUGUGUUCUGUAA
Alexandromys fortis (reed vole) is the source of this 4551-nucleotide messenger RNA. RefSeq names its product WD repeat domain 37 (gene Wdr37). The coding region runs from base 375 to 1865 and encodes 496 amino acids. Lineage: Eukaryota; Metazoa; Chordata; Mammalia; Rodentia; Cricetidae. Gene Ontology annotation, molecular function: protein binding. The record is from RefSeq and is a predicted model, not a curated record. The transcript is spliced from 16 exons.